Paramacrobiotus metropolitanus is the source of this 1715-nucleotide messenger RNA. Its product is annotated as basic proline-rich protein-like. NCBI's taxonomy places the organism in Eukaryota, Metazoa, Tardigrada, Eutardigrada, Parachela, Macrobiotidae. Bases 42 to 1331 code for a protein of 429 amino acids. The record is from RefSeq and is a predicted model, not a curated record. The transcript has a single exon.
ACGGGCAGUUUGAUCAGAAUGCGCACGUCCUGGAUUUACGUAUGUUAAAAAUGGUGUCCUUUAGAUUGUGCGCGCUGCUAGCUCUUGCGGGAGUAGGGUGCAUUUAUGCUCAACCCCCGGUUUCCUCUAGUUCUCCUUCACCUCCGCUGAGCCCACCACCACCACCACCCUUUGUAGGAGGCCAAGCGGGGAUAUUUAACGGUGCGCCUGCGCUACCUCUUGCUCUCCCGCCUCCGGGCGGUUCGGUACCAGAACCACUAUUGCCGCUUUCCGGAACACCAGGAUCGGCACCUCCUCCACCACCGCCAGGAGCACCCGUUCCGCCGCCAUUUGCUGGAAGCGGCGAAAGCAGCAGCUGCAGCGAAGAAGAAAGCGGCAGCGAGGCUGCCGACGGACCUGCCGACCACCCCGGCUUUCCAGGCUUUCAACCGAAUUCUCAUGGAAAGCCAAAUCCUGGAAAGGUCCUUCCUCUAAUCGUUUUAAAGAAGAUCAUUCGUGGUGAUCCUUUAAAGAUUUCACUCCAACACGGAAAGAAAAUCAAGUUUGAACAAAAAGGUCACAAAGGUCAUCCUGGAAAGCCACAGCAUUCCGGGGAAUCUCGAGAGCACCAUUCCGGGUCCGGUGCUGUUGCACACCAGCGACCUCCUCGUCCGAGUGGCAAUCGUGCAGCCACGAUCAGUAAUGGGCCGUCAAUGCAAAAUCCGAGUGGACCUAGUUCAUUUCAGCCAGCUGGAUACGGGUACAAUCCUUAUGGUUAUUAUGGAUAUCCCACUUUUAAUCCGUACGGGUAUCCCCAAGCUGGUGGCCAAUAUGGAGUUAAUCAAUACGGAUACAACCAACCUAGUGGUCAAAAUGUAUUUAACCAAGCUGGCAGUACCAGUCAAAACGGACUGCGACCUCCUCCAGGUCCUUUUGGUCCACCUCCUCCAGGUCCCUUUGGUCGACCUCCACCACCUGGCCCACCGUUUCCGUAUGGUCCUCCUCCUCCCUGGGGACCACCUGGGCAAGGACCGCCCGUAAACCCUAGCAUGCCACCAAAUGGAGCCGGCGCCGGGACUAACCCAGUUAGCCCGGUCAACCCAGGUCAAGGUCCAGUGAAUCCGACCAACCCCAUUAACCCAGUCGGUCCCAUUAACCCAGUGAAUCCGACCAACCCCACUAAUCCAGUCGGUCCCUUUCCAGUGAAUCCGACCAACCCCAUUAACCCAGUCGGUCCCAUUAACCCAGUGAAUCCGACCAACCCCCUUAACCCAGUCGGUCCCAUUAAUCCAGCGAUUUCGGCGGAUACCAAUCAGCCAACUCGUGCCAAAAGUUUUGAUUUCGGUGGCUGAUCGUUGAAAAACCGUUCUCAUGUAAUUCAGCCUGUUGACUUGCAAUAAUGACGGUGUUAAUGAAUGAUUAAUGUAGUUAAUCAUAGUUAAUUGUGGGCCAAUAUCCAUCCCAUUUCUUGUUUAUGGCUGUUCGUCAGCUUUCAUUGGUUGCUUUGUUUCUUGAGAGAUUGAGAUUCUGAGCGGUUUCUGCGCUGCUGAAGUGUUGGUGUGUUCAUUUGAAAUCAUUUCUGUAGUUUGGCAGUGAAUUUUUUCUUAUCAUGCAAACUGAUUGGUAUAGUUAUUCCUCACAGCAAAACCGUUGUUUCAGCCGGCUACGCGGCCGGUAUUUGAAUGACCUUUUCUUAACUGCUUGUUUAGGUUACGAUAAAUCGUUUGAUCAUCCUG